Messenger RNA from Hypoxylon fragiforme, 1820 nucleotides. RefSeq lists its product as uncharacterized. Gene Ontology annotation, molecular function: protein binding. The coding region runs from base 166 to 1356 and encodes 396 amino acids. NCBI's taxonomy places the organism in Eukaryota, Fungi, Ascomycota, Sordariomycetes, Xylariales, Hypoxylaceae. The transcript has 4 exons. The record is from RefSeq and is a predicted model, not a curated record.
AAGGCCGAUUGUCUCGAAAAUACCAAAUGGUGAUCAGCAAAACCUCGACAAGAAAUUGACAACAUUUACUACCCUUGAAUAACGUCUAGAGAAUGUGCAUUAGCGUAUCAACUACACCCCGACCUCUCCCAACCGCAAUACAGCUUUUAGGUUGUCGAAAUCAGAAUGAGCUUCGGUGUGGGCUUUGGCGAUCUGGUGCUUGCUUCUAAGCUGGCCUGGAAGGUGUACAAGGCCUGCAAAGACUCGGGCGAUAACUUCAAGCGCCUAUCAAGUGAAGUUGCUUCUUUACAUGUUGUACUAAAAGAAACUGAGGACUUUAUCGCUGAGUACUCUGAACUCGACACUUCUCGAAGAAAUCGCUUGAAUAUCCUGACGGAUGGAUGUAAUGCAACGCUUCGCGAUUUGGAUAAACUGCUCGACUCGUAUGAGCGCCUCGGUACACAAGCCCAGAGGGCUUGGGACCGGAUGCGGUUUGGAUUUGAAGACUUUGCUGAUAUACGAUCACGGUUGGUGAGCAAUGUGACGCUGCUAGCUGCUUUCAACAGCUCUUUAGCUAAUUCAUCGACGGCAAGAAUCGAGAAGAGGUUGAAUAAGUUCAUCUGCGAAGUGCGUGCUGGAUACCGGGAAGGCUCCGUCGUUACAGUGCCAGAUGUCGUCGAAACAAUCGAAUCACCGGAUGUGUGGGCGCAGCUACGACGAGAGCUCGAGGACGUUGGCAUAUCCCCUGCAAUCAUGGAAGAGAAUCACGAAUAUAUCUCGAGCUGGAUGAAGUCGGUUCUAUCCCAAGGACUAGCGAAUGAAGAUGCCCCAAUCGAGUUGAACGAUACGAUCUCCGCCGACUCCGGGUACGGCGGUAGCAUUGUGUCAUCGAGUGUUGAGAUGAAUAUAGCAAACGAGGAAUUCGAGCUAAACAUGCGCAAGAAGCAAGCUGAAAGACCUCUAGAAGAGAUCUUCAAGCCGCUAACUGUGGAAUCCACUACGCCGUCUGUUAGAAAAAAGUCUCUCACAGACCCUGCUAGGCUUAUCCGCAAGCUCUUCGUCAAGGAAGAUGCAAUUGUCCAGGCAGCAAGCGAUGGUAACCUUGAAAAGGUUGCUAAGCUGCUUAGCAUCGGGUGCGACGUAAAUGCACGCGAUCGAUGGGGUUGGUCAGCUCUCAGUAUGUGUGCGUAUGGUGGACAUGUUACUAUCGCUCGACUCCUGCUUGAGCACGGAGCCGAUAUAUACAAUGUGGAUGUGGAUGGCGACACUCCAAUGCAAAUAGCUGCGACUCGUGGUCAUUCCGAAGUGGCUAUUCUAUUCGAUGAAUCGCAAGCCGAGAGAGAUCGCUUAGCUCGAGAACUAGAUACUGAACCGUAGUGGAGAGGAGUAAGGCAACAAUUAAAGAGGUGGCUUCAAAUAUGACGAUCUUCUCUUUUUUGUCCCACAAAUUGUUAGCUUGUUAGCUGUUGGGAGGCUUUGUGGAAGAAUAAGUCUGGGUGAUCUACAUGACUGCCUUACAUACUACGCCGCAUGGUUCUGCUGACGCGGGCCGGGUUGAUCUCCACGGUUGCUUACCUGCGUGUUUUAUUUUUGUAAGUAACUAUGGAUAACAAGUAUAACUUGUAUACCGCUUGACUGAUCCCUACUGUUGUGUCAGGUAAGUCAGUAUAUCUGAUUUGACACCAGUUCGAGGCAUUCGUCAUAACCUUCUCAUUAUUUUGGUCAAGUUGAUAGGUGCCUACUAAGGUAGGUAGGUACCUAGGCAAGUAAUAAUAUUAGCAUAUCCCCCCUUUAUCACGAUUCACAAUGCUACAGCAGCCUAUUCUGCACCCUAUCUUGUC